This is a messenger RNA of Salvelinus fontinalis (brook trout), 5376 nucleotides long. It is a transcript of the gene crx, whose product is annotated as cone-rod homeobox. The record is from RefSeq and is a predicted model, not a curated record. Gene Ontology annotation, cellular component: nucleus. Lineage: Eukaryota; Metazoa; Chordata; Actinopteri; Salmoniformes; Salmonidae. The transcript has 3 exons. Gene Ontology annotation, biological process: regulation of transcription by RNA polymerase II; multicellular organism development. Bases 1720 to 2643 code for a protein of 307 amino acids. Gene Ontology annotation, molecular function: RNA polymerase II cis-regulatory region sequence-specific DNA binding; DNA-binding transcription factor activity, RNA polymerase II-specific.
GCCUGCACUCUUCUGUGAAGGCUUUCCACUAGAUGUUGGAAAAUUCCUGCAGGACUUGUUUCCAUUCAACCACAAAAGCAUUAGUGAGGUCGGGCACUGAUGUUGGCCGAUUAGGCCUGGCUCGCAGUCUGCGUUCCAAUUCACCCCAAAAGUGUUCGUCAGGGUUGAGGUCAGGGUUCUGUGCAGGCCAGUCAAGUUCUUCCACACCAAUGGAAAGUUCCACUUCCACUGCCAAACCUAGAUUCGUCCGUCGGACUGCCAGACGGUAUGGCGUGAUUCAUCACUCCAGAGAAUGCAUUUCCACUGCUCCAGAGUCCAAUGGCGGUGAGCUUUACACCCCUCCAGCUGACGCUUCGCAUUGCGCAUGGUGAUUUAAGGCUCACGAUGCUCACGAUGAACAGUUAUUGUGCUGACAUUGCUUCCAGAGGCAGUUUGAACUCGGUAGUGAGUGUUGCAACCGAGGACAUACAAUUUUUCCAUUCCAUUCUGUGAGCUUGUGUGGCCUACCACUUUGCUGCUGCACCAUUGUUGCUCAUAGACUUUUCCACUUCACAACAACAACAUUUACAGUUGAUCGGCAGCUCUAGCAGGGCAGAAAUUUGAUGAACUGACUUGUUGGAAAGGUGGCAUCAUAUGACGGUGUCACGUUGAAAGUCACUGAGCUAUUCAGUAAGGCCAUUCUACUGCCAAUGUUUGUCUAUUGAGAUUGCAUGGCUGUGCGCUCAAUUUUACACACCUGUCAGCAACGGGUGUGUCUGAAAUAGCCGAAUCCACUCAUUUGAAGGGGUGUCCACAUACUUUUAUAUAUACAGUAUAAUGUAUGUCUGAGACUAUAAUGGAUAAUCUUAUGCCUUGAUUUCAAAUGUUAAAGAACGAAUGUUUAUCGAUUGUUGAUAAAUCGACAGCAUUUAAAAAAAUACAAGCCUAAAUAUUAUUUUUUGCUACAGCAAUGAAAAUGAUUCGUUUGAAUAAAAUUGACAGGUUGGGUAAGAUUUUUUUAUUUUCUUUAACCAACCCUUCAACGAUUACAUUAACUGUAGCCUAUACAUAUAAUGCUUAUAUUGUUUGAUGAAAAUGUGAUAAAUGCUGUAAAAAUUGGAUGCCUCUACAUGGUGAAUUGAAUAAGUAGACAUAACUGCAAAAUUGUUUCUAAAUGUCUCUCGGAAUAAAAGGAACAUGUGUGGUGGGAUGGGCAGAGACGAAAAAGAUAGCGGGAGGAGGGAAAGAGAUAGGGAGCGAAAGAGAGAGGGGGGAGAGAGAGGAAGGAGGGGUUUCUAUGAGUCCACGUCGUCCCUCUAAUUAGCUCACAGUGUCUGUAAAAUAAAUCAGUGUAGCGGCUUCACCCCGGCUCAACUGCAGCACGCGCCUCUUAACCUGCUCCUGGCGCGUCAAAAAAGAAGGGUCCGCGCGAUCUACCUUGACAUAAACUGAGGCGCGCAAUUGUCACGAGGAGCGCACUAGAAAUGUUUGGUUUUUUCGAUAAGUCAGUAAAGUGAGAAAGAGUAAGAGUAAAAAGACAGAAAGACAAAGAACUUUCCGAUAUCAAGAUAUCCUUGUCACUUUUACGCACUUGGCGAGGUUGACUUGAAGCGAGGCCUAAAUUUACCGACCAAGAGGGACUGGUGGGAAAUAGCCAAGUCUCCCAAGAACGUCCGGUCGUGUGUGUCAAUUCAGAGAGACGACCAAGUGAGCGAGAAGGCAUAAAAGCCCGGCGCGAGGAUGAUGUCCUACAUUAAGCAACCCCAUUACGCCAUGAACGGGCUAAACAUGUCUGGGAUGGACCUGCUACACACCACGGCUGGAUACCCAUUCUCUGUGUCUCUGGAUUUCUCAGCCACCCCACGAAAGCAGCGUCGCGAGCGAACCACCUUCACACGCACUCAGCUGGAUAUCCUGGAGGCCUUGUUCUCCAAGACCCGCUACCCCGACAUCUUCAUGAGGGAGGAGGUGGCCCUCAAGAUCAACCUCCCCGAGUCACGCGUACAGGUGUGGUUCAAAAACCGCCGCGCCAAGUGCCGCCAACAGCAGCAGCAGAGCAGCGGCCAGUCCAAGCCCCGCCCGCCCAAAAAGAAGGCGUCACCAGCCCAGGACCAGCCCGGCGCCGGCCCAGACCCCUCAGCCAACAACCCCUCUGGUUCCUACAGCCUCUCCCCAGCCCCAUCGGGCCCCUCCCUGCCGCCCAGCGGCAAGAACCCUGGCAACGCAGCCGUCUCCAUCUGGAGCCCGGCCAUCUCACCACUCCCUGACCCUCUGGCCUCUUCGGCGCCCUGUAUGCAGCGGCCCUCUGCCUACCCGAUGAGCUACGGCCAGCCGCAGGCCUACGCCCAGGGCUAUGCCCAGGGCUAUGCCGGCACCUCCUCCUACUUCACGGGCCUGGACUGCAGCGCCUACCUGUCGCCCAUGCAUUCGCAGCUGUCGGCUAGCGGUGCCCUCAGCCCCAUCACCGUGCCCUCAAUGGGGGGUUCACUGAGCCAGUCACCCGCCUCGCUCUCCUCCCAGGGCUACGGCACGGCCGCCUCGCUGGGCUUCACCUCCGUCGAUUGCCUGGACUACAAAGACCAGCAGGCCUGGAAGCUGGGCUUCAGCACCAUGGACUGCCUGGACCACAAAGACCAGAAUUCCUGGAAGUUCCAGGUGCUGUAGAGAGAGUGGGAAGAAGAAGAGGAAGAAGAAGAAGAGGGAGGAGUUGUGAAUGAAUGAGGCUCUCGCCAGAUAUACAGUACGAUCAAAUGGUUCUGACUGAACACUUAUUUUUUUCUCUACGUUUCUCGUUUGUAAGCUUGGUUUUUACAACCCCUGUAGAAUGUGUUUUCUAUUCAGGGGAGAGAGGAGAAGAGAGACCAGGGGACAUUAUUGAUACCUCCUGACUGUGAUUGCAGGAUAUCAGGUCCAUUUACUUCCUCAUACAGUAGAAGGGAAGGAUGCCCCUGAGGAUCACACUAUGGGAAAGACUCGCAGCUAGAAACUGAUUUAAACACACACCAUGGUUCAGAUGCAUUGAUUGGUCUGUGAUGGAAAGACAUCCUCAAGAGAAUUCUAUUGAUACAGCCACGCUAAACUCAAUCGUUCCUCUGAUGUUUUUUCUGCUGUUGAUGGCUUGAGUUUUGUUUUCAAAAAACACAACAAUAGAUCACAUUUACAGAGCUUUGAUACUCUCUUAGUCUCUCUCUUUUUUUGUUCUGAAAAACCGUCAGUGUUAAUUUGAGUUUAGUCAUUGUUAUUCUAUGUUACAAUUUAGAUUUUCAUUUGGUUACUUUUAGGCUUUUGGAGCUAACGUGUUACUAUGGUGUUAGGCUAGCAUCAUUGCUAUUAUAUUUUGAUGGAGAAAAAAAAGUAUAUGUUUGGUUGUGUGAAAUAUUAGAGCUAACUUUGAAUCUACAUUUAUGCCCAACAAAAAUGAUUGUGAUUACAAGUUUGAGUGACAUUUUGGUUUCACAAUUUAUAGGAAGUGAUCAGGUUUGCAUUCAAACGUACUGUACAUCAUGUAUUGGUAUUCCGAAUCGAAAUGAGUUCAGUUCAAGGACAUGACUGACCCAGAAGUAAACAAGUGACCAGUUGACUUCUGAUGAUAACAGUCACCAUGUUGUUAGUUAGUUAGCUAUGGUUUCUAUUGUGUUUCUUAACAGUUUCUGUCGUGUUUCCACCUUGGCCCACAUGGCUCUCCAGUGUAUCUUGCUGUCGGUUAUUUUUGCUCAUCUGAUUCUGGAGGGGCUCAAUCCUCUUACCCUCCCUUCAGCAAUGUUCUAAGUGAAUUAGUCAGGAUUACCCCUCUGUCUCUCUUUCCUUCUCUCUAUCUCCCCAUCCUUCUUUCUGUCACCAUCUUUCUGUCUUUUUCCCAUUUCUGUAACUCUUUAUUCUCUCUCCCUCUGUCUCUAUUUCCCCACCUCUGCCUCUCCCUUCUCCCUUUCCCUCAGUCAGUGAGUGACAUAUAACAAGAGGAAAACUGCUGAUGCACAACCAAGUUUCAAAAUUGCACCUUGAGUAUUCUACUUUUCUAACUCUCAACCGUAAAUUGAGACCCUGAUUGAGUUCCGAAAAUGUUUGUUUUUGUUUUUUUAUUUUUAGAAAGUACAGAGGUCCGGACCUCAGUGCCCUCAUAUGUAGCUACGGCCUUGGUCUCUUUCCCUGUUUAUCUGUCUCUCCGUCUACAUGUCUCUCAAUCUUCUGGUCUCAAUCACUUCUCUUCUCUCUGAACAGGCAAAGUAUACCAUAAACUCUAAUAAAAGGUAGACGCCCUUGAUGAUAAUGCUAUACGGAAAAGACUUAACUAUAAACUGAUUUGAAACACUCAGGCCAUGGUUAAAACAUAUUACAGCUGAAUUCAAACUCUGCUAUCACGGAGGACAAUGUAAUUACUUCCCCUUUCUUUCCUUCCACUAAUGUCUCAAUGUCAAAAAAACAAUCAAGGCUAUCAUCUGUGACAAAGUAUUGUCUAUUGUCCUUCUUCCUAUGUGCAACCCCUCCCCUCCAGCACAUCUCUUCUCCCCCAUUCCUACCAGUCUCUUACCCCCCUUUUGCCUCCCUCCACACACCCACUACUCCACCUCACCCUCCUCUUCUGACAACCCAGUAAUCCCUAGUUGACCUGGUUACAUGCCAUGUAAUUUGACUUCAAGGGGAAAUUUGUGUGAGUGUGUAUACUUGUAUGUGAGUGUUUGUGAGUACAACAUGUGUACGUGAUGUGUAUGCGAUGUGUGUGUGUGUAUGUCAUAACAGAGAUGGGGACUGAGUUCACUGAGUUACUCUGCAGCAAUGCUCCUAUCAAUGCUCCUAUCGUUGCGCAUAAGACGUCUUCAUUACGAAUGUGUGUUGGAAUCUAGACUCGGCAAAAGACAGAUUCCAUAACAUAUUUGACAGUGUCUGGAGAUAACUAUAUUUCUCAUGUGGUGACAGGUUAACAAUUUGGUACUUUAAGUUUGGACAAAUGGGGACUCUAAAAAUGAAUACAUAACCUAUUAAUUUAUAGAAUAACUCUAUUUUUCAGAGAGCAGCAAAUGUAUCUAACAAUGUUGGGAAUGAAUAACAUAGGAGUGGAUUUGUCAUUUUCCUCAACUGAUGAAGUGUUCAUUUGAACACAAGCAUUAUACAGUAUAGUAUUUAGACGUAAAAGGGAAACUAGAGAGAUUUCCAUAGCGCACUGAAUACGCACACGGCAUACCCACUCAACUCGCUGGGUUAAUCCCACUCCGCGCCACGUUAAUCCCUCUGCCCUCCCUCUCUGUGGUCUGAUUGGUUAAUCCCUGCCCUCUCUGUCUCUGUCUGCGUCCUGAUUGGUUAAUCUCUUUCGGAGGGUGCAGUGCGGUUGUAAUCUGCUGGUCGUCAGCACGGAUAGAUUCAGACAGACAGACAUGUUGCCGGUAAUCUCUAAAAGGAGCA